AUGGCAUGUGGAAUAACACCCUACUCCCGGUGCGUAAAAUGGCGCUUUGGCUGCGGACAGGAUUGGAAGCUACUGUUCUUUGUUUUUUAUCUCAACCACAUGGUCAGCGGACAUAUCCGUUAUUCAAUCCCAGAGGAGAUGAAGAAAGGCUCCCUAAUCGGUAAUGUAGUACAGGACCUUGGUUUGGAUCUGAAAAGGCUUCGUUCUGGUCGGGCCCGCAUCGUGACCGGAGAAAGCAUCCAGUAUACUGAGCUGAAGACAGACAAAGGGAUUUUAGUCGUGAAAGAGAGAAUAGACCGGGAGCAGAUUUGUGGAGACGUUACGCCGUGUAGUUUCAACUUCGAUGUCAUUCUAGAAAACCCAAUGGAGUUACAUCCUGUGAAAAUACUGAUCCAGGACCAGAACGACAACCCUCCUCAGGUUCUGUACCCAGUACAGACUGGUGGCUCUCUGGUGGCUGAAAUGGUGCCUCGUUCAGCAGAUGUGGGCUAUCUGGUCACUAAAGUGGUGGCUGUUGAUGUGGACUCUGGACAGAAUGCCUGGCUCUCCUAUAAACUGCAGAAAGCCACAGACAGGGCGCUGUUUGAAGUGGGCUUACAGAAUGGAGAAAUAAGAACUAUCCGCCAAGUCACUGAUAAAGAUGCUGUGAAACAAAGACUGACUGUUAUAGUCGAGGACAACGGGCAGCCCUCUCGUUCAGCUACAGUCAUUGUUAACGUUGCGGUGGCGGACAGCUUCCCUGAAGUGUUGUCUGAGUUCACUGACUUUACACACGACAAGGAGUACAAUGACAACCUGACUUUUUACUUAGUGUUGGCUUUGGCUGUAGUUUCCUUCCUCUUCAUCACGUGUUUAGUGGUUAUUAUAUCAGUGAAAAUCUACAGAUGGAGACAGUCUCGCAUCCUGUAUCACUCCAAUCUCCCUGUGAUUCCAUAUUAUCCACCACGUUACUCAGACACUUUGGGGACAGGGACUCUCCAACACGUGUACAAUUACGAGGUGUGCAGGACGACUGACUCCAGAAAGAGUGACUGUAAGUUCGGCACAGCUGGUAGUCAGAACGUGCUGAUAAUGGACCCCAGUUCUACAGGGACGAUGCAGCGGAUACAGAGUGAAAAGAGCCUCCUGGAUGAACCAGACUCUCCUCUAGAGCACCACAGUGUAGACAACUAA
Molecule: messenger RNA, 1173 nt
Organism: Perca flavescens (yellow perch)
Lineage: Eukaryota; Metazoa; Chordata; Actinopteri; Perciformes; Percidae
Product: protocadherin gamma-A7-like
Exons: 3
Coding region: 1-1173 (390 amino acids)
Biological process (GO): homophilic cell-cell adhesion
Cellular component (GO): plasma membrane
Molecular function (GO): calcium ion binding
Source: RefSeq, a predicted model, not a curated record